Messenger RNA from Zingiber officinale, 1452 nucleotides. RefSeq lists its product as uncharacterized. The coding region runs from base 165 to 953 and encodes 262 amino acids. The record is from RefSeq and is a predicted model, not a curated record. Lineage: Eukaryota; Viridiplantae; Streptophyta; Magnoliopsida; Zingiberales; Zingiberaceae. The transcript is spliced from 2 exons.
GUGCCCCUCCCGCACUUUGGCUCCCUGCUCCAUGACGCAAGCUCACGUGACGCACGGCGUGGGACAGGCCUGGCCAAUGUGAACUAAUUGGAGCGAUGGAGAGCGAUGGGGUUUAACACUAAACUGAUAGGAUCUGAUCAGCACCGUCAGAAGGCCGCCGAACCAUGUUUUUCUUGACAGACAACGAACGCAGGCCACCAGAGACAGCGACGGCGCUGGCGAAGGAGUCGCGCGGAGUGGUCGUACAGGUAAAUACCUUCGGAAGGCUCUCUCUUCCGAUCAUGGAGACGUGGGGGAACCAGCGGGUGCUACGCUGCGUGGGCGUGAACGGCAAGGGCGAGGGAGACGGCAGCGGCCGUAGCGACAGCGCUGGCGGACAACGAUUCUCAGAGACAGAGGGGAUUGGAUCCGAUGAUCCAGAGGGAGGCAGUGGCGACACUAGUAGCGCGAUCGAGGAGGUGAGGGAGAAGUUGUUGGUUCACCUCCGGGAAGCGGCGGACCGGAUCAAGUUGAUAGUUCAGGAAACGCCAGCGCUACCACCCCCUCCGUCCAGAGGCGAUGAGCCAAGGGCAGAAGCGGUUCGGGCGGAGGAGGCCGAAGCGGAGCCGUCGUCAUCCGCGCCCCCGACGUGGCCAUGGAAGCUGCGGACGAGGCGGAGGGGGGCUAGGGUUCGGGCGAUGUUUGGGCAGCGAGCGAGCGGAUCGCUGGCUGUUGCGGGCGAGAAAAGAGCUGCGCGGCCGAGGUCAAGCGCCCCGCAGCGGGGCGAACGGUCCGAUUUCUCAAUAACCCUUACGAGGGAGGAGAUCGACGAGGACAUCUACGCGGUAACGGGCUACAGAGCACGCCGCCGGCCUCGAAGGCGACCCCGUGUCGUCCAGAAGCAGCUCGAUCUGCUGUUCCCUGGUUCAUGGCUGUCGGAGAUCACCUACGACUCUUACAAGGUUACCGAUUAGAAGCACAGCCGCGCCGCCGGCUCAAUAUAUCUGGGAAAGAAGCCAUAUUUCUUCUCAUCUGCCAUCGCCGUUGACACAGCUUCUCCGAUCACUUCGGUAAGAGCGCUUUUCCACACACGUUCCUUUCCUUUUGCCUUUUAACUUCCCGUUAAUUUAUGGUUUAUUUAGAUUUUCGGCUGUUGUCGUUGCCUCGUCGAUAUAAUUGAAGUAAACAUCCAUUAAAAAAAAAAGUUCUGGCUUUUCAUAAUGCGUGCUUGUAUUCUAGUAGACUCCAAUGAACUUGAUCUGCUGUAACAUUGAAAAUUGUUUGCAUGCAUAUGCUUCCCAUUCAUUCCCACGAGAUGAACUGGUGUUCGUCGAGAGGAAUUGAUUGAGAUAGACGGAGUUCGACUAGAUUUAGUGUCACGGGAGAGGAUACAAUUUUUGUGGUGAAAAUAAUAGGAUUUGAUUUCAAUGUGAAGAAGAUGGGAAGGAAAUAAUUAGUGAUAGGGAUCAACGG